Molecule: messenger RNA, 4188 nt
Organism: Hemicordylus capensis (graceful crag lizard)
Lineage: Eukaryota; Metazoa; Chordata; Lepidosauria; Squamata; Cordylidae
Gene: RNF169
Product: ring finger protein 169
Exons: 6
Coding region: 90-2087 (665 amino acids)
Biological process (GO): double-strand break repair
Cellular component (GO): site of double-strand break; nucleus
Molecular function (GO): nucleosome binding; ubiquitin-protein transferase activity
Source: RefSeq, a predicted model, not a curated record
GGAUCGAAAAAGGCGCGCUCUGCCCGCCCAAACGCCUGUUGGCGCGCGGUUGAAGCAGCGGCGAAGACGCCGGCGGCUUAUGAAUAUGGAUGAGGUGGGCGUGGCCGGAGCCCGGUUUGUUUCCCUCCUUCCCUUCACGCCGUGACAAAAUGGCGGCGGCCGCGGCAGCAGCCACCGCACGGCUCGGCGUCCGGGCCGCAGUGUCGCCGCUCCUUCGCCGAGGCCGGGGGAGGAGGCGGCAGCAGCAGCAGCAGCAGAGCCGGAGCGGGGCUGAAGAAAAAGAGGCGGUGGAGCCCGGAGUGCCGGAGGGCGGCCCCUGCCGAUGUUCCUGCCCUCAGGGCCCCGGCCGCCCACUCUGCCGCAGCCGCCCGGACAGCCUCGCCUCUGCUUGGCCGGCGUCAGGAGCGGGGCCGCCUCCUCCUCCACCACCACCACCGCCGCCGUCCACCCAGGCAGAGCGAGACUUUGUAUUCAGAGCACCCAUCACAUUAAGCAAGCCUGGAGAGCUUCAUGAGGAAUACAGAAGUCGUCUGCGAAAGCUGAAAGAUGAAAAACUGCAAGAAGAGAGAACUUCUGAGGAUUUUAUUCACAAGCUCAUUAUAGAGGAUUCUGAAGCAGGGCGGAGAAAAAUAGAAGACCAGAAAAAAGAGGAGACCUUAAUAGUCAAAAUGACUCCAGAACAUUUCCCUGAACGCCUCUCUGAUUCCGAGAAUGAGGAGCCAUUCCAAGGCAGAUCUGCACAUCGGUCAGCUUUUGUCUCCAAAGGAAGCAUCUACUCAUUUGCAUUGCUGGCAGGAAAUUUGACUUCCAAAGUAGAAAGGAGCCAAAGCUGCAAUGACACCCUUCGGGACCGAUCCAAGAGCAGACAGAGAUCAGCUCCAAUCAGAACAAAGGUAAACCCCUUGACCAGUGCAUCCACUCCCCUUGUUGGGGUUCUGUCAUCCACGCAGAAUAACCGCUGCCUCUCUGCCCCAGACUUGACAGCAGAUAAGCGUCUCAUUGUCAGUACGACUACUUCGCUCUCCGCCCUCCAGAAGCCAGAGCGGUCCAUCAGCCCCGAGAGCAACGACAGCAUCUCAGAAGAGCUCAAUCACUUCAAACCCAUUGUCUGCUCCCCAUGUACUCCUCCAAAGCGACUCCCCGAUGGGCGGGUUCUGAGUCCUCUCAUUAUCAAGUCUACUCCACGGAAUCUGACCAGGAGCCUGCAGAAGCCUACCACCUACGAAGCAAGCCCCAGGAUUCUGAAAAAAUGGGAGCAAAUAUUCCAAGAGCGCCAGAUAAAAAAAACACUCUCUAAAGCCACCUUGACAUCGCUAGCCCCAGAAAUGGGAGAGGAUUCUCUUGUUCCUAGCGUGAACUCGCUGAAUGUUGUCAAAGAGCCACGGCAAACAUCCAGUGACUUGCUUCCGCCUGACACCAUCACACGCACCCAGGCAGAGUUGGAUGCUCUCCCUUCCAUCUGCGUAGUGACAAGGCUGGAGGACUCUAGCACUAUCAAGAGAGAUGGGGAGGCCGCUGCAGUGGAUGGUGGUCUGUUAGUGCCUGUGGCAAGAUCAGGAAAGACCCCCCUGAAUACUAGAGUUCCUGAGGUCUCCAGUACUAAAUCAGCCCUGCCUCUGGCUGGUUCUUGUCUUAGCAUUGAUGCCAAAAUGGUGACCCGGAAAGUAAUGAGGGUCAACCCGGUGUUUCCAGAGAAUAGUACCCUAGACCCGUCUGUCAAGGUGACAGGAAAGAAGCAGCUUAAAUAUCUAAAUGAGAGUGAAUUGAGCAACUUGCCGAACGGCAUUGGUGUUGAGAGGGUCCUUGGUGAGGAGCCCCAACCUCUGAGGUGGGGCCGAAAGAGACAGUGCAAAACCAAGCACUUGGAACCGAGCAGCACUGCCAAGAGACGGAGGCAAGCGGCUUGCCAAGGGAGGAUAGCCGCUGCCAAUCCCCUGCGGAGCAGCGAACUGCAGCAGGAGGAGGACCGGAGGCUGGCCUUACAGCUCCAGCGGAAGUUUGAUAGUGAGAACAGGACCAUGGCCAGGCGGAAAGGGAGAGCAGACCAGUAUUUCUUGAGGUCAAAGAAUAUCCUGGGUGCAAAGUAGCACUUAACAAACAAUGUGGCCUUUUCUAGAUAAUGUGAGCUCGAUGGGAAUAAAUCUCUAGCAAGGAGGAGGAAAAGCGCUCUUGUUACCUUCCACCCACCCCGUUGGUUUCUUCUUGAUGGUAAGAGGCGUUAAACCCAGUUCAUGCUGGAGCCAGGGUCGUGGCACAGAGGUCAGCCGCACCUGAUCCCUCUUGCUGCUGCAGCUGCUUCUGGUCCUGUGAAUGCCACUCACAGGAGCAACUCUGCCACUCAUACUACCCAGAAGGACAUAGACCUGCAUCUACUGCCAAGUCUCACUGGUCUGCAGCCUGUUCCCAGGAUUCUUGGUGUAGCCACUGUUUGACUUGGCCAUAAGUGUGUCGUAGAUGUCCUUUUGAAAUGAACACUUUUAUUGUAAGCCCUUUGCUAUGAAUGACCUUGUAUAAUCUUGGGAGCAGCCUUAAGGCAAGAGGAAGGCCGGCCCGCUGAAAGACAGCAAUGUGCUUAAAUAUACAGUGUGUUUUUAUAUCUGAAUGUUCAGUCUGGACAGCUGCUUAGACUAAAUCCAAACUACUAACCAUGUGCCAGAGCGAGAGAACAUCUGCCCUUGCUAGUUGUACUGUCAGUCUUCUAUGUCAGGCAUAUUUUGCACUAAUGGAUUCCCUGUUGGAGGAUCUGCCACAGGUCACUCCUGUUAACCAGUGGCUCAAGUUUGCCUCAGCAGACCAGCCAUGUAGGAAGCAAGGCACCCCACGUUGUGGUGAGACAGAAUUGGGGAGUCGGGGGAAUGCACCUGGUCCCAUCUCACCAGCAUAGUUGUCGCAAGAUUGCCUCAGUCCUCUUUGUGGUGUUCUUCAUGCUCUCUGAGGGGACAUCCUUGGGGAUAUAAAUGAUGAGAGCAGGGAAGAGUAAGGACUCCCAGAAUGACUUAUGUGACUGGAUGCAUGUGCAAAUAUGUUGUGUGAAUCAGCUGGCAGUGGAGCAUGUGGAUUCCUUCAAACCUCAUUUAGUGUUUUGUGUUGGAAGACUGAACUGAAAGCUGCAGUGUUGAUUCCUGAACAGUUCCAUUCCAAGCAGAAUUUGAAUUGGAGACAGGCAGUGUUGCAUGAAGGUGGAAAGGUCACCACAGGGUGACUUCUUCCUCACAUGGAGAAAUUGCUAAAAAAGGGGAGGGGGUGUUAAGCUGUCUCCCUCACCCCAGUUAAUCUCUUGCAAAGGGGGCAGAAUUACUCUUCAGCUUUGGUGGUAUUGGUUCUCUUUCUAAAAUUGUUUUAAUUCCACUGAUAGCAUUCCUGAAGGCUGGCCACUGCAAACUGGCCACAUCUCCCCCCUGCACCCAACUUGCACUCCCUAUACCACUUGCUCAACAAAAAUCCCAGGUUGCACUUGUGCAUAUGAUUAGGGACAGAGCUGGUUAAUCCAGAGGUCCCCAGAUGAUGUUGAAUGGCCUUAGGCCAUUGUGGCUGGGGAUUAUGGGAGUUCAACAACAUCUGGGGGCCCAGGUUUGAGAACCCCUGGGUUAGUGUUCUCACAUGGUUAAUAUGCAGUCUAGCAGCAUUGAAAAUCUGGUCAUUUCUAAAGACAGGCUGCAGUUUUGAAAUAAGUUGCCUGUAGGUGCAGGCUGCUUUGAGCGAGUGUGUUCCCCUUUUGAGAGGGGCACUGCUAAAACUACACCCAUUUCUCAAGACCCUUCUUCUAGCUCAUCCCUUCUGUGUGUGUUCCUUGGUCACCAGCAGGAAAGGCCCCCCUCACCCAGCCGGACUCCUUCAUUCCAGCUCUGCCUUGUGGGGUUUCCAUGGUGGACCUGGCAGCUUCUUGACUACAGCUGUCAGCUUGAAAUAUGCCUGCACCGUUCAGUGUCAACUCUGACCUGAAUUGGAGCAAGUAAAUCGGCCUGAAGCUGACUGAGCUAUGAAGCCAAGAGAAGCUUGACUACUGCGGCCCUGCAUUCAGGAGGCUUUGAACUGCAGCCCAGAUGGUUGGGUGUUUCGGGUAAUCAGCAUGGAACCUGUUUUGGUUUCACUUCUGCUUUUUAUUGCAUGAUAUUGUGAGGACCCAGACAACUGGAUUCUGUGGGGCUAGCUUCCUAAUAAGUAAACAUAGGAUUGCUUCCUAAAGCA